AAAGUGCAGGAAAUUUAAAGGCUUUGGGUCCUUGCAAAGCAGACAAACUGGUGCCAACGUGCGUGGCUGCUGUUGCUGCUGAGGAGGCUGCUUUGCAAACGGCAGAGAGGAACGGGGAGGAAGAAUCGGCAGCAACUUCUUCCAUACGGACGGGCAGACAACGAGGAGCAGAAGCGGCAAACAGAGUUUGCAACAAAAAGAGGCAUCUGCCUUUCCUGGGGAAGGUGAAAAGAAGCGGCAGCAGCAGAAUUUUGGAGCGGCUCCACCAGGACGAAUUUUAUAGAGAAGCUUGCAAGAGAGAGCAUUUGCAGGGGGCUUGUUCUCCUGGCUUAUUAGGGGGCUGUCUUUGCUGGUGGUGCGGGGAGUGGAGGUGAUCCCCCUUAAAGACAAGCUAUUUUGGAUAUCCCCGUACAAGUUUUCUGAUGUAUUUGCUUGCACCUUCUUCCCCUGCUGUUUGGUGAACCCAGCCCCCCUCCCCCCCCCCCACCGAUCUCCCAAGGAUGGAUCAUUCCCAGUGCCUUGUGACUAUAUACGCCGUGGUGGUUCUGCUGGGUCUCCGGCUAGAGCAAGGCGCCUGCCAGCACUAUCUGCACAUCCGUCCGGCUCCCAGCGACAACUUGCCCUUGGUGGAUCUAAUCGAGCACCCGGACCCUAUCUUUGACCCCAAGGAGAAGGAUCUUAACGAGACCUUGCUCAGGAACCUCAUGGGCGGACACUUCGACCCUAACUUUAUGGCUAUUUCCUUGCCCGAGGACCGGCUAGGAGUAGACGAUCUGGCCGAGCUGGACUUGCUGCUCAGGCAGAGACCCUCGGGAGCGAUGCCCAGCGAAAUCAAAGGGCUGGAGUUUUACGACGGGCUGCAGCCGGGCAAGAAGCACAGGCUAAGCAAGAAGCUGCGCAGGAAGCUGCAGAUGUGGCUCUGGUCCCAGACCUUCUGCCCGGUCCUAUACACGUGGAACGAUCUCGGCAGCCGCUUUUGGCCCCGGUAUGUCAAAGUGGGCAGCUGCUACAGUAAAAGGUCUUGUUCAGUCCCAGAAGGCAUGGUUUGCAAACCUGCCAAGUCCGUGCAUUUAACGAUCCUGAGGUGGAGGUGCCAGCGCCGGGGAGGGCAGAGGUGCACGUGGAUACCCAUCCAGUACCCCAUCAUUUCGGAGUGCAAGUGCUCCUGCUAGGACUUGCACUUACCUUUUCUGCCCCCUCUCUAGCGGACUCACGUGGACCUUUGCUGCAACAAAAAUAAAAGACAUUUGCUUUCUGGUUAACGUUGUAAUGCACUGUAACGUGUAGGAGAAUGUAUAUUGUGUGUAUAUAUGGCACCGUUUUAAUAUACUAUUAAAAGGUCAGUAUUAUACGUGAAAUAAUCAGCGUCUACUGUAUUUUUAAGACUAUUACCCUGA
Molecule: messenger RNA, 1397 nt
Organism: Struthio camelus australis
Lineage: Eukaryota; Metazoa; Chordata; Aves; Struthioniformes; Struthionidae
Source: RefSeq, a predicted model, not a curated record